ACGAUGCGGCAGUCGAAUGAAAUCGUAGGAACGUCGGAGCAAGGAUGGGGAGAUCCACUGCAGAGCGGAAUUGGCUGGGGAAUAUUCUAGAUUUGGCCAUGACAGAUCAUGUGAGGGUUAAUGCACAUAAAAUCAUGUAGAGAAAGAGCUUUGAGGGUCCAGGUAUCAUAUCGAAUUGUAUGUUUGCCUUGGUUCUAACGCAAACAGGGGUCAAAAUAUUGACAAGUGACAUCGUACGAGUAUGAGCUAUCCGCCUUCUUCGUGAUGUCAUCUUCACUCAGAAAGGGUCGGAAGAACUAUCUUUAGUGGAAAAUUUCCAUACAUUCCUUCUACCUCGCUCAAUUAACACCCGAUGUAUGAAUCUGAUGGAUACGUUGUCCGAUUCCAGAUUCCAGCCCUUGGAAAACACUCUAAAGAGUGUCUAUAUCACUUUCCGCUGUUACAUAUCAUCGACGCAUAUAGCAAACGUAUCCUGUGUCGUUUUAAGGUAUCAGAAGAACGGUGUACCUAGGACCUCCAGAUAAAAUAUUCCAGAACCACUUAACUAUUUAGAAGGCAGCAGUAGGAAUGCUACCGUGGAGUAAACAAAUUAGGAAAUUAGAACAUACGGAUAUGUGAGAUGAGUAAGAAGUCCAUAUUUCAUACGAAACAUAUGACCAAAAUAACAGCCAAAAGCGGUCAGAAUGACAUUCAACCUCUCCAUCUAGCGUUGACGUCUACCUUCUGAAGUAAGGGCUUACUGUACUCACAAAAGACAUCACAAUAUCUAGAGUUUUCAAAUGCCUCCAAGAUCAAGCUUUCACUUCGAUGAAAUGCUAUCAGUUUCAUCUGCUCUCAAGGAGACAUUUUUGCCUGUUGGUAGCUACGGUGCAACUCUGAGUCCCAUAUAUGGCCAGUACUCUGAGUAGAACGAUGUGCAGUGUGAGAAAUCGAUUGAUAUUAUAGAUCGGUUUUUGAAAAGAAGAAAGAUGCAUGCCGGAGGUGCCACAACCGUCACCGAUUCGCGACACCCUAGCUAUGCCAUCUAGAGAGGGAAAGAUAUAGGAUCCGGAAGUGAAACGACAAGAACUGAAUACAAUUGUCGGCGAGUUACGCUUGAGAUAAAAUGCUUUUGACCUGUAGCUGGCGGUGGCGUAUGAAAGUGUGGCGAGGCAUUUCCAAGCACUAUUUUCUUUUUGCGAUACCUGUCCAAAGCUCUCAAAACGAAGCUCAUGAACCUAGGUUUGAAAAUUAGACUGCUAAAUAUGAGAGAAAAAGAGCCUUACUUUGAUAGUGUAUAUUGUACUACUUGCUACGCAUUGUUGCAUUGAGGUAUGUAAUACAAUAAGUAAGUAGUGUUGUGUUCGAGACUUAUAGUAUCGAAGCAAGGAUACGCACCUGCCCACCUCGGGUAACAUAUGACUACGACUAGUCAUUGAUAUCGAUGUCAAUUUAUUGACAGCUCAACCUGGUAGUGGAACAGUCAAAAUUUCUUGAUCUAUUCAAUCUCACUUGCUCAAAAUCUCCUGUUACCAAAACAACGAACGAUAGGAUGACUUCAGCCGCUCAAGAAGAGUAUGUCCUUGAGCGAAGUCUGCUGGGUUCUUCCCGUCUCUAUGUCCAAUAUUGGCUCUGGCAAAGACUACUCGGGCAUCUUUUACAUCCCAGCAUCCCAAUCAAGCAAGACAUCAAGAUUGCUGACAUAGCAUGUGGAACUGGAAUCUGGCUCAUAGAUUUAGCAAAAGAGCUUGCAAAAUCAAAGACGAACGCACAACUAGACGGUUUCGAUAUCUCAACUAAUCAAUAUCCUCAUUCAGCACUUCUCCCUCCAAAUGUGAAACUAGAUAUUUUAGAUAUUUUCAAACCUGUUCCGGAGCGAUUGAGGGGCCAGUACGAUGUGGUUCACAUAAGUCUUCUCUGUGUCGUGAUCCCUGGAGGAGAUCCAAGACAUGUUUUAGACAAUGUGUUGACAUUGCUAAGACCAGGUGGAUACAUCCAGUGGAAAGAAGUGGAUUUCAGCAUGAUGGCAUGCAAAGCUGCUACCCCGGACUUAUCAACCAGCAACCUUAAAGAGUUGGUGAGAUGGAUGUAUGAAGUUCCUUUGAAGAAGUUCACCAGUUUUGAGUGGAUACGCCAACUCAGUUUCAUCUUCCAGGAACGAGGAAUAACAGUUCUGGAUAGCCAACUUCUCGAACCCGAGGUCGAUAUUGCUUGUGCAUGGACUUCAAUGCAUAUGAAUGGCAUAAAAGAAUUGGCAAAUAUUGCAGGAGGAGGGUCGAGAGAUGUAUUGGAAAAGUAUGGACAGGCGGCUCUGGAGGUACAGAAAGGUGCUUAUAUAAGUAUGAUGUUGGUCAAUGCUGUUGGCAGAAAGCCUGGGGGCGACUGAGAUGUUUCAUUUGGAGAAUCAUUUGUCUUCUCGUCCGAUGAUAACAGCACAGAGGUUUAGGUAUUAAAGGUUUCCGAUACUGAGUUAGAAAACAGAGCUUGCCGAUUGCCGUUGCCUUUCUGUUCAUUUUUCCAAAACUCUUCGAAUGUUCUCAGAGGACAGAUCCAUGACAAUUUAAUUCGGCAGCGUUUGACUACUUGGCUCCUGUCCUACUCUGUGCCGAGAUACGAACAGCGUAUCAUUACAAAAUGCUGGACGAAUAGUACACGAUGUUUUUGGAGAACUGCGUGCAUGUAUGGGUGAUACCAUCAUACUUG
Molecule: messenger RNA, 2682 nt
Organism: Botrytis byssoidea
Lineage: Eukaryota; Fungi; Ascomycota; Leotiomycetes; Helotiales; Sclerotiniaceae
Exons: 5
Coding region: 1532-2365 (277 amino acids)
Source: RefSeq, a predicted model, not a curated record